GAACAAAAGCGGCGCGAAUAUGGCUGCUGUGAGGAGAGGAAGAACUUCAUCAGUUCUUUCUUCUCUUCCUUUACAGGUUCUAUUUUAUGUAAAUGGAAUUUAUUAUAUCUUUUACUUCUUGGCAACUCUUGCAAUGAUUGUUUAUAAAAGUCAAGUUUUCAGUUAUCCAGAUAAUUUUUUGGCUCCUGAUCUUGCAUUGCUUUUUAUUAUGGCCAUUCUUGAAGCACUCCGGUUAUACUUGGGUUCAAAGGGUAACCUGACAGAAGAAGAGGGACCAUUAGGGCUCAGUCUUGUGAUCACAGUCGGAAGUGUCAUUCUGUCUGUCUAUUUCCUGGUGUGGCAGACUUACGUACUAAAAGCAGAUGUCAUUAUAAGUGCCAUUCUUCUCGUUACAUAUGGGCUUGAGUCAGUGCUACAGAUCAUAGCCAUUGCUGCUUUUGUCAGCUAAACCUCAGCUCUGUCUGGCAUAACAUAUUUUCCCAGCACAUUUCUUCUAUAAAUGGGUUUUUAUACUUCCGGUAUUUGGGUUGUUUGUAUAUCAAAAUCACAUAGAACUUUUCACCAGUUUAAAUUACAAACGUUUUUUGGCAGAGAUCUCCCUGAAUUGAUAAGUGAAAUAUCCCAUAUAGUUGCUCUGUAACACUGUCUCAUUAAUUAGCUUAUUUAUGGGCAAAGGCAAAAGAUGAUUCAGCAAAAAAGCUGUGAGAAUCAUUCAGCUUAAUGCUGUGGUAUUCAUUAGUAAUCUAUAUUAAAUAUUCAUUCCUAACACAGACCAAAUAGCAGCUAGUGUGUCAUCUACCUAUAUGCCUUUGAUAUUACAUUAGUUUUGAUGGCAUUUCAAUAACAUACAACUAAAGCAACGUGUAAGCGAAUCAGGCUAAUACAGUACGGACUCAUUUCUGCCUUACACUCUUGUAUCUGAGGCCACAGUUUUGUUCUAUACCUCUUCUGCUCUCAUUUGUGCUUCAGACCCCAGUGGUAAUUUCCCUGACUUUAGUAGGGCAGUACCUGAUUUAUCCCAGUGGGAGACAGUUGAACUGACUUUCGUGCAUGCACUGAGAGCUGAGCUGGUGUUUGGGCAGCCGGUUCUUACGGACACAGAGGCCAAGGGCAGUAGUGUAUGUUUGUUUGAAAGAGGAUGGCCUUAAGAUGAGCAUAAACAUUCGCAUGCUUUUCUAUGCUUUUUAAAAGUCAAAACGAAUGUUGUCAAACAUUUCUAUUCAGUAUUAAAUGUAUCAGUUUCCAUGAUUCUGCAGAAAUUACUACAUUCAAGCCUUUUCUGUUAAAUGAAUUGUGUGCAAGUAGAGAUUUUUCACUGAAUCAAAAACGCGUACAUAAUAAUGUAAAGCUUGAGGAGUUUGUGGGAUUUUUGUACAAGCAGACAGUUUUAUGUUCAGAAUUCCUUGGUUUUGUGUUUAUUUAUUCAAAUAAAUAAUGUAUUAGACC
This is a messenger RNA of Rhea pennata, 1446 nucleotides long. It is a transcript of the gene TMEM80, whose product is annotated as transmembrane protein 80. The coding region runs from base 20 to 448 and encodes 142 amino acids. Gene Ontology annotation, cellular component: ciliary transition zone. The record is from RefSeq and is a predicted model, not a curated record. The transcript has 5 exons. Gene Ontology annotation, biological process: non-motile cilium assembly. NCBI's taxonomy places the organism in Eukaryota, Metazoa, Chordata, Aves, Rheiformes, Rheidae.